AUGAGCUGGCACGCCAUGAUUCAGCACAGAGUUGAUCAGGAGGAGGUCCAGGUCGAGGUUCAGGCCAAGUAUACAGUCAUGCCCAGGGCAAUGCUAGACAUGCUGGCGCCCUUUUUUGUUAUAGUUGGCAAAGGCCAGCGACAAGAGCAAGAAUUCCAGGUGGCGCGGUGUUGGUACCCAGACCGCGAGGGCACGGACACGCGCUACGGCGCCGCGCCGCCGGCCGCCGGCCCGCCGCCGGAGCACCCUCCCCACGGAGGCUACUACCCGCCGCCCGCCGGCUCCGGGUACCCGCCGCCCAGCUACCCACCGCCGAGCUACCCCCCAGCGGGGUACCCGCCGCCCGGCGGCUACCCGCCGCCCGGCGGCUACCCGCCGCCUGGCGGUUACCCGCCGCCAGGGGGCUACCCGCCCCCGGGCUACGGCUACCCGCCCCCGGGCUACCCCCCGCCGCACGGCUACGGGGGCUACCCUCCCCCCCACGGCUACGGGGGCUACGACCCCUAUCGCCGCAGCCCGCCUCGCCUGCGCGACGGCAGCCCCAGAAGCCGCUCGCCGAAGCGGCGGCAGGGCGGGGGCGGCGGCGGCGGCGGCCAGGGCGGCGGCCAGGGCGGCGGCCGCCGGAAGCGAGGAGGCGGCGGCGGCGGGGAGCCGGGAGGCGGAGGCGGCGGGCGCGGCGGCGGGAAGAGGCAGAAGGGAGGGGCCGGCGGUGAGCCCGAGCAGAAGCCGAGCUACGACGGGAAGCUGACGCUCGAGGCGGUCCUGCCCCGCCUGGUGGAGCACGCCCAGGAGCAGGACGGGAGCCGGUUCCUGCAGAACCGGCUGUGGGAUGCGGAGGACGACGUGCGCGACAGGAUAUUCGAGAAGGCGCUCCCGGCCGUGAAGAAGCUGGCAGAGGACGCGUUCGGAAACUGGGUCGUGCAGAAGCUCGUGGAGAAGGGGUCCGAGGAGCAGCGGACGCUGAUAGCGAACCAGCUGAAGGGAGACGUGCUCAACCUGGCCAAGCAGCAGUACGGCUGCCGGGUCGUCCAGAAGGUGGUGCAGCUGCUGCCGUCGCACGAGCAGGGCAAGUUCGUGGAGGACCCAGGGCCGAACGGGCAGCCAGAGAGGCACGACGUGAUUGUCGGGUCGCAGGCGAUUGUUUUUCGCAAGCGCACGGCGGUGCUUACGGGCAUGUUGCGGCACCCCAGGCGCACCCCCGCCGUGGCGUGA
This is a messenger RNA of Prorocentrum cordatum, 1212 nucleotides long. The record is from the annotation of a GenBank genome assembly. Lineage: Eukaryota; Dinophyceae; Prorocentrales; Prorocentraceae.